Molecule: messenger RNA, 1422 nt
Organism: Helobdella robusta
Lineage: Eukaryota; Metazoa; Annelida; Clitellata; Rhynchobdellida; Glossiphoniidae
Exons: 9
Biological process (GO): membrane repolarization during action potential; potassium ion transmembrane transport
Cellular component (GO): membrane
Molecular function (GO): inward rectifier potassium channel activity
Source: RefSeq, a predicted model, not a curated record
AUCCUCCACUACUCGCCUUUCAAAACCGGUUGGGACUGGUUGACGCUCAUCUUGGUCCUCUAUACAGCUGUUUUUACGCCGUUCAUGGCAGCUUUUACCGAUGCGGCGAAGACAGGCGAGUCAACAGCCUGGAUCGACUUCCUGAACGUCGUGGAAGUCUUCGUCGACAUCAUGUUCGUCGCUGACAUCCUCAUCAACUUCAGGACAACAUACGUUGACGACGGGGAAGUGAUAGUCAACCCACGCAAAAUUGCCAUAAAUUACAUGAAGGGCUGGUUCAUUAUCGACGCCGUUGCCGCCGUCCCUUUUGAUUGGAUGCUCUACGGAAACGGAAGUAGUGACGCUCUAACACAAGGGCUGACGGGCAUAUUGAAAACGGCGAGAUUGUUGAGGUUGUUGCGUGUGGCUCGAAGGAUCGACCAGUAUUCGGAGUAUGGGGCGGCCGUCCUCAUACUUCUCAUGGCCACCUUUACCCUCAUUGCUCAUUGGCUUGCCUGCAUCUUUUACGCCCUUACCACGUUCGAAAGGGCAAAUUUUUUAAAUGCACCAAUAAGCUGGUUGGACUCGCUAGCCAAGCAGCACGGCAUCACCUACCACAUCAACGGCUCAGAGCCAGACACGAAGUCUCGCUACAUAACAGCUCUCUACUUCACCUUCACCAUUCUAACCAGUGUCGGGUUUGGAAACGUCGCUCCAGUCACCAAUUAUGAAAAAGUCUUCACGAUCUUCGUCAUGCUACUUGGGUCUCUGAUGAGUGCAGCCAUAUUCGGCAACGUCUCCUCUAUAAUGUUGAGACUGUACAGAGGAACUGAGGAGUACCAUGAGAUGUUGGCGAGCAUCAAGGAGUUCAUCAAAUUCCAUUACUUCCCGAAACCACUGGCCGACAGACUUCUGGAAUCCUACCAGAACACACGCUCCUUCACGAAUGGUGUAGAUAUGAAUUGUGUUUUAAAGAGUUUCCCCGAUUGCCUACAAGCCGAUAUAUGUCUGCAUCUCAACAGAAACUUGCUGGACAACUCAACCUCAUUCAGAGGCGCGAGUCCAGGCUGCUUACGUGCUCUGUCACUCAAAUUGAAAAGUCUUCACGCGCCACCUGGCGACACAUUGAUCCAUCCGGGUGACGUUCUUGACUCCGUCUACUUCAUAACGAGAGGGACUAUUGAGAUCCUGAAAGAGGAUAUUGUUGUUGCCAUUAUAGCAGGUAAGGACGACAUCUUCGGUGAGAACGUGAAAGAGAAGUUUUUCAUGAGUACGAAGAAGGCGGUGAACAAGUCAGCGUACGUCGUGCGGGCGAUGUCAUACGCAGAUAUGCACAAAAUAUUUCUCGACGACCUCUACGCCAUCAUGCUAUCCUAUCCUGAUUUCGCGUCCAUUUUUCUUCAGAAUUUCAACGUCACUUUUGACAUUAAACAGGUCGGUUGA